AUGUGGAUUCUACCUCUAUUAGGGUAUCUGGGGGUGAUUGUGGGAUUUGCGUUCCUAACGUUGGCCAUAGCCUCUGGACUUUACUACCUGUCCGAACUUGUCGAAGAACAUACCGUCCUCGCCCGUCGACUUCUGACUCGGUUGAUAUACAGCAUCAUUGCCAUCCAGAUCCUCCUGUUCCUCUUUGACCGAUUCCCAUUCUUCCUAUCGGCCCUCAGUAUUGUUUCGCACCUUGUAUACGCAAGCAAUCUCCGGCGAUUCCCCAUUGUUAAACUAUCGGACCCUCUCUUCGUCUCAUCUUGUGUUCUAGUCGGCCUGAACCACUGGCUAUGGUUCCGCCAUUUCUCAAAACCACUACCUGCGUCUCGAUCUGCGGGUAACUGGCGCCAACCGUACCAAGUCAAUGUCGAGGAUAUGCCAACAUUUACGGAGGUGGCGUCUUAUUUUGGGAUCUGCGUCUGGCUGGUCCCUUUUGCCCUCUUCGUCAGCUUGAGUGCGGGGGAGAAUAUCCUGCCUAGCAUGGGCUCUGAAUAUGCGACGGGUGAGCAUGUAUCUACUGCCGGCUUGGCUCAAAAUGCCUUGUCGGUCGAUGGGAAGGUCAAGAAUAAGGGGAUGGCAAAGGCUUUGGUUGAUGGUGCCAGAGAUUGGGUAAUGGAGAAUGGAGAAGUGAUGGGGUUUUGGAGGGGCGAUCGGACGCGAAGAUUCUAA
Messenger RNA from Aspergillus glaucus CBS 516.65, 708 nucleotides. RefSeq lists its product as uncharacterized. The coding region runs from base 1 to 708 and encodes 235 amino acids. Gene Ontology annotation, biological process: endoplasmic reticulum to Golgi vesicle-mediated transport. The record is from RefSeq and is a predicted model, not a curated record. The transcript has 2 exons. Gene Ontology annotation, molecular function: COPII receptor activity. Gene Ontology annotation, cellular component: Golgi membrane; COPII-coated ER to Golgi transport vesicle; endoplasmic reticulum membrane. NCBI's taxonomy places the organism in Eukaryota, Fungi, Ascomycota, Eurotiomycetes, Eurotiales, Aspergillaceae.